Molecule: messenger RNA, 1514 nt
Organism: Stylophora pistillata
Lineage: Eukaryota; Metazoa; Cnidaria; Anthozoa; Scleractinia; Pocilloporidae
Source: RefSeq, a predicted model, not a curated record
AUGGCGGAUGGUACAGGCUAUAUUGAGAUAUGUGGGAAUAACAGGAGAGAGGAAGCGAACGAGCGACUUCGCUGCUGUCAGGUUUGUUUUAAGGUUGCUGUCAUGUUAAUAUAUUUUGGCCUUCUUUUGUGGCGAUUCAUCGGCUUAGUGCUAUACAGCAUUCACGCUACAGAUUGCUUUUUCCGGGAAAAGCUUGCGAGUUAUCGCUGCCAAAACUUCACAAUUUUUUCUCAUGCAAAUGAACUGGAGAUAAGUUGGCAGAUCUCUUCGUUCAUCAACACUUUGCUCGUCAUUCUUGUACUUUUUAAAGUACCAGCCUAUGAAGGAUAUCUUUCUGCUCUUCGAAACAACUCGAGACAUGCCCGGUUCUGGUCGCUUUUCGCGCAGCUGAUGGUCGCUGUUGGUUACAACAUUAUCGUCAUCUGCACAGAACCAUCUAGAGUAAGUAAAAUUAUUGAAUUUAUGUUCAUUCUCGGAGAAGUUGCAACGACCUUGGUAGUUUAUCUGUGGAAUACUGUACCCGCACCAUGGAGGGAACCCAGAGACACCGUAAAGAACUUGGCAUACUCGGUAACUCUGCUUUUAUUUAUCGUGGAGAACUUAUACCUUUUCGUCUUGAUGUCCACGCAAGCAGCUUUCCAAGUAACAGGGGUGAAUAACUUUCAACGAACCCCAUCCGCCCUUCAGGCAGUUACUAUAGUGGUCAAUGCAGGAGAAGCCACCUUUUAUUACGCCAUGAUGAAAUUCUUUUGGAACAAAUGGUUUGACGAUCGAAGAAAUCUUUUGAUCAAUGACAAUGUUUGAGAACUUCUUCAUUUGCAUCUUUCACGGGUAGUCAAUGUUAUGACCAACAAUAGUUAGUCGACAGAACAGUAAAUGAGGCGCGAUUUAGGAGAAUCUGAACCGACUUAGAGAUUACAAACAGUUUAUAGUCUCUUGAAAUCGACUCAAAUUGAAUAAAGAAGGCCUGUUCGGAUUCAGAAGCCGACAUCAAUAACGUUUUAUUGCUGUUCCCAAAACUGGUCUAAGAAAACUCCUUCAAAAUACGUUAUAAUAACUUAUGCAAUUGGCUUGGUACAUGGAGAGCUAGUCCGGCGUCUGGAACUGGAAGUUAAAUUGAAGUAGCCAUUCUUUUAUAAAUGACUUCUGAUCAAAGCUAGCUGCUGAUCAGAGCUAGGGGUUUUGACAAGCUUUGUGGAAUUAAGUAGUUCAUUGCGAACAUAUCCUACCUGGUAAAAAUAUCUCGUGUCGUGAGGUGAAAAAUCAGCUCUAAUAAUAUUUUUUAGAGUGUAGCUACAAAAUUGUUUUCGCAGCUUUAUCAAACACCUGCAAAACUACGGCUUGUGGGAUUUGUGUUCCGAAAACGAACCGAAGUUUCCGAGAUCCUCUCGUGUGACUUGAAGAAAUGUUUAAAAUUGUCGUCAGGAUUCACCGGUCAACAACAUCGACCGAUGAAUGUCAACUCGAGUACCGAGCUCUUUUUUGUGAUUUUCAAAAUCAACUCAGCUUACGUA